UGUAUAUAAAUACGGACGUAAAAUGAAGAAUCUGCAAAUUAUUCACCACAGAGAAUUACCAAGAAGACGACCAACACCAAUAACUCACUGCAAUUUGCAAAGAGAGGAAAUGGAGAGUAGUGUCACCGGAGGUGAGGAUAGCGGAGCCAACAUAAGCCUCAGCGUGAAGUUCAGUGGCAGAACCAUACCCAUCACAAAUCUUUCUCCGGACUCAACCAUCAAAGACCUCAAGUCCCUUCUGCAACCUCUCACCAAUGUCCUCCCUCGUGGCCAAAAGCUCAUUUGCAAAGGGAAGCUUUUGGUGGAUGGAAUGACACUGAAGGAGUCUGAGGUCGCUAAUGGGUCCAGGAUCAUGCUCAUGGCUUCUCAGGGCUUGCAUCAAGGGGACGGGCCCAUCCUAAAACAAGCUCCCACACGCCCCAUUUCCAGAGCCAACAAUGCUACUACAUUGGGAAAAGAAAAGACAGAAGUUUCUGUUGAUAAGAACCGGUUGGAUCGAUGGAAAGCUACUGGGGUUAUUGGACUCCGUGACUACAACUUGAGGGCUAUACCCGAUGAAGUGUGGGCUUGUGGAACUUCUGCAAGAGUUAUUGAACUCAGCAAUAAUGCUAUUCCAGCGGUACCUGCCAAGAUUGGCUGUCUAAGUUCCUUGCAGAAAUUGUUCCUCUCUGCAAAUGAUAUAUUGGACAAUUCUAUUAACUGGGAAGCUCUGGUAUCUUUGAAGUUUCUAACUGUUCUGUCUCUGGACCAAAACCAUUUAACGACUUUGCCACCUGCAUUGGGCUUGUUGACAUCACUGAGGCAAUUUCACGUUGCAAACAACAAAUUGUCUAGCCUCCCAAAUGAAAUAGGACUUUUGACUAAGCUUGAAGUUCUGAAAGUCAACAAUAACAGGAUAAACACCAUGCCUACGUGCAUAGGGGACUGUAUUGGACUUAUUGAGGUUGAUGUUUCAUCAAAUCUUCUAUCUGAGUUGCCUGAGACAUUUGGCAAUUUGCAUAAUCUCAAGUCUUUGUGUCUCAGCAACAAUGGGUUGAAAUCCCUUCCUUCUACGCUAUUCAAAAAGUGCCUACAGCUCACAACACUUGAUUUGCACAACACAGAGAUAACCAUGGAUGUUCUUCGUCAGACGGAAGGAUGGGAAAGUUUUGAUGAACGCCGUCGCUUGAAGCAUCAGAAGCAACUGGACUUCCGAGUUGUGAACUCCGGUGCAUUUGAUGAAGGUGCUGAUAAGAGCUGAUGCGACACAUUUCUGGAUUACAUGAGGCGGUUGGGCAAAUUUGUGGUCCAUGCUGACAUUUGUAUGUAGAAGAACCAAUGUAAAGCUUUGAUGCCUCUGUUACUUGAAUUGUUAAUAGGAUUUUAUAUAAAUCAAAGAAAUUGGUGACAUUGAUACAUGAGAAGUUACUGUGAGAACAAUUAUGGAGCAAGAGAUGACCAGUUUUAAUUGUCCUGUGAUUA
Messenger RNA from Prunus avium (sweet cherry), 1461 nucleotides. RefSeq names its product LRR/ubiquitin-like domain protein. The record is from RefSeq and is a predicted model, not a curated record. Lineage: Eukaryota; Viridiplantae; Streptophyta; Magnoliopsida; Rosales; Rosaceae. Gene Ontology annotation, cellular component: cytoplasm. Gene Ontology annotation, molecular function: protein binding.